This is a messenger RNA of Gambusia affinis (western mosquitofish), 3475 nucleotides long. It is a transcript of the gene dnajc5aa, whose product is annotated as DnaJ (Hsp40) homolog, subfamily C, member 5aa. The record is from RefSeq and is a predicted model, not a curated record. NCBI's taxonomy places the organism in Eukaryota, Metazoa, Chordata, Actinopteri, Cyprinodontiformes, Poeciliidae. Gene Ontology annotation, cellular component: presynapse; intracellular membrane-bounded organelle; membrane. Gene Ontology annotation, biological process: regulation of synaptic vesicle cycle. The transcript is spliced from 5 exons. The coding region runs from base 206 to 805 and encodes 199 amino acids.
ACGCGCACGUCGGGUCCUCCGUGGGGUACCAGGGGGCGGAGCCAGCGAGCUGCUGCAGCUGUCCAUGGUCGCAUAGUGAGAGCCAGAGAGGGUCCGGGUACGUGCGAGAUGCGGUCAUAGUCACGCUGCACCGCCUCACAUCAGAACCCGUCCGGAUCGGAAUUCCUAUUGAGCAACAUAGCCGACUGAAAGCCUGUGAGGCAUCAUGGCUGAGCAGCAGAGGCAGCGCUCUCUGUCCACCGCCGGGGAGUCUCUCUACCACGUCCUGGGGGUCGACAAGGUGGCCACAUCGGACGACAUCAAGAGGUCCUACAGGAAACUGGCGCUAAAGUUCCACCCUGACAAGAACCCAGACAAUCCGGAGGCAGUGGAAAAAUUCAAAGAGAUAAACAACGCCCAUGCCAUCCUGAAUGACCCCACGAAGCGUAACAUUUACGAUAAAUACGGCUCUCUGGGACUGUAUGUGGCUGAGCAGUUUGGGGAGGAGAAUGUUAACACUUACUUUGUCCUUUCAAGCUGGUGGGCAAAGGCUCUGUUUGUAUUCUGUGGCCUGGCCACUGGAUGCUACUUCUGCUGCUGCCUGUGCUGCUGCUGUAACUGCUGCUGUGGACGAUGUAAACCUCGGCCUCGGGAGGGCCAGGAGCAGGACUUCUACGUGUCCCCCGAGGACCUGGAGGCUCAGCUGCAGUCUGAUGAGAGAGAGGCUGCUGGGGAGCCCAUAGUGCUGCAGCCGUCGGCAACAGAGACGACUCAGCUAACGUCAGAUGGGCAGUACUCCUACCACACCGACACCGGCUUCAACUAACCCCUCCGCUCCCGUCAGUCCCAGAACGGAAUCCUGCCUGCUUCCCUGCUCCACCUCCGUGAGAUGAAAGAAAAAGGCAAACCCAUCCUUCCACGUCAGAAGAGCCAUGCAGAGGAGAGUGGACUUGUCAGCAUGGCCUUUCAAAUGAACUAAUGAAGUCACAUCCACUCCCCUCCUUCCCUCAUCAUGCUUUCCCUACGUGCAAGAAGGAAAGAGAAACAACCAAACUGUUUCCCUUUGGGUUCUUCUUCUGCACUUUAACCACACAGGUCCCCGUUCCCUCCGUUUCCCAUCGUUUGCAUCAUGGUGUAGCAUGCACUGUGUCGAAAACAUUGUCCCUACAGUUUCUUUAUGCCUUGGCAAUAGUUUUACUUAUUAGCAAGACUCAUAACAUAUGUGCAGUGAUGUUAAAAUGAGCACAGCUCACCAGGAGGAGGAGAAGGAGGUAAAGUUUACGAGAUAUUUUCUGCUGAAGGAGCGGAGAGCCGCGGCUCAUCAGGGAUGGUUGGAAGCAUGCAUGAAGGUUCAGGCAGUCAGUGCCGUCAUUAAAUGUUAGAGGACUGGUUUGUCCCCACAUUUGCACUUUUCACUUCUAAUUUGAGAUCGAUUUUGUUUUCGACACUAAAAGAGCUCUGACAUCGUUUUCUGUUUGUCUCUUCUGUGUUCCUUCCUGAGUGGUUUUGAUCCAAGUCGUUAAGGCGCCCAGCUUUAUUCAUGGACAGACGUUCAUAAAUACCAGCCAGGGGUUAAUUUAGCUUCAUAUCCUUUUACAUGCAACGGGGAAAGGUUUGCUUUCUGCGCCUCACCAUAGCAGGUAUUGUGAUUAUUUGGAAGCAAACUCCUGUAAUGCAUUUGGUCCAUGUUACAUUUUAAAGCUCAUAUUUUCAUAUCAGCAGCUUAACACUGACAUGAACUCUGGAUGCAACAAUUAGAAGGAACCUCACACAAAACAACUUUUUCUUCAAGGAGCUCAAGUUUCUUUAGUUUCACUUCAUCCAAGCUGGUUUUAUUUUUAUUGCAUAAAGCCAAGGAGCUUAACAAAGUUAAGCUGUGCAUAAUUCAAGCUGAUUUUAUUUUAUUUUUUACUUUUUUGUGCAAUCAGCUCAGCUUUGCCAAGUUUCAUCUCAUUCAAACUGAUUUUAUUUUAUUUUAUUGCAUAAAGCCAAGGAGCUUAACUUUGUUAAACUGAACAUAAUUCAAGAUAAUUUUAUUUUAUUUCUAUUUUUGCUCUAUUAAGCACAGUAUGCUUAUUAAAAAUUAAUCCCGUCCAGUAGUUUUUAUUUUAUUUUAUUUUAUUUUAUUUGAGUAUUUUUGUGCAAUGCUCAUUUUGUCAAGCUUCAUCUCAUCCAAACUAUUUUUAUAUUUUUACUUUAUUUUAUGCUAUAGUAUAAAUAUAAGUGUGGCUAUGUAAAGCUUCAUCUCAUUAAAACAGUUAUUUUAUUUUAGCUUAUUUUAUUUUAUUGUUAUUAUUCAACAAUAUCUCAGUUUUGUCACUCUUGAUCUCAUUCAAGCUAUUUUUAAUUUAUUUUAUUUAAAAUAAAAUAUUUAAAAUAAAUAAAUAAAAAUAUUGUUUUAUUUUAAAUCACUUUAAAAUUAUUUUUAUUUUAUUCUGAAUAAAAUAAUUUAUUAUAUUUAAUUUAAAAUAAAUAUUUGAAAAUAAUUUUAAAGCAUUUUUUUAAAUGUUGCAUUGAAAUAAUCCAAUAUUAAUCUGUUGUGUUAUUUUAAUGCAGAAAUAAUAUUUGAUGGCAUUAAAAUAUUUUUGUUUUAAUGCCAUAAAAUAUCUUCAUUCUACUGCAUUAAGUUGCACCUCAUCCUGGUUAAUUUAGUUUUAAUUUUAUUGUGCUGAUUUAAUCCAAGCAGCUCCAGUUUAUCCAGCUGCACUGGUUGAUGGCAUCACAUGAUUUUCCUUUUUCUCUUUGCACCAAACAUUUCCCUCUCUUCCUGGGUGACAUUGAGUUUAAAUCUGAUCAGCCUGAUAUUCUGUCCGAUGCUGUGAUCGUUCUUCAUUGUUGACUUUCUGAAUCUGUGAAAUGCAUCUCUGAGAAAAAAACAAAACAAACGUUUUUCUCGUCCUGCAUAUUUCACCACAUAUUAAUCUUUGCUACUUUUGCAGCUUCCUGACUACAACUGAUGUGUUUAAAUGGUUUACAAUUGGUGAGCCCCCGUAGCCCACCCCUCUGCUAUUAAUGGUAUGGAUGUUGACCUCUGUGGCCCUCGUAUGAUGUUUCCUGUAACCCCUCGAUGCAACAUAGAUGUUCCUGUUAUGGCUUUUUCAUUGAGAUACUGAAAAACGCUACUGUAAAUGUUUUCAGCUGAAUACACUGUGUGUCGAAAAAAACUAUAAUGGAUCAGGAAAUGACUCCAAAAAAAAGUAUAUAGUGUAACUAUAGUGAAAUGGUUAUAUGAUGCAUUUUUGAAUUUUUUUAUUUAUUUCAUAUUCUGUUAUGUUUUAAAGGAGGACUCCCAGUCAUUUUAAAUGGUAUGGUGUUGUAAUGUAACCAUUAAACCCAGUAAGGGAUGGUUUAAUGGUUGGCGCUGCCUGUACAUACACUCAGCCCAUAUAAAGUAUAAACAUUUAUGUUGUAGCAUGGUAACUGUGUGUCUGGAAGAAAACAAGAGGAUCAUUGAUCUGAUUUGCUGUUGUUGAAUAAAUGUUCCUCAACAUUUUGA